AUGCAAUUUGAUUAAUCUAAAACAAAUGAAAUCUAAUAAAAUCCAAAAUACAAGAUGUUAUUAUAAUGGGGUAUAGAAAAUGGAGUAUUAAUGAAGGGUGUACAUUUUCCAGCUUCAUUUGGAAAUGUCACUGGAGUAGUUGCCUCUGAAGACUUACCAUCAGAUACUGUAUUAUUAUUAAGUUUACAAAUUAAUAGGCAAUCAUUUGCAUACCUUAAUCAUUGAUAAUAUCACCUUAGAAAUGCAAGUAGAGUAUUCUUAAUACAGUUUACAACAAUCAUCCAGAAAUGUUUGAUGAGGAAGAAAAUAAUGAAGCAGAAUUUAAUAUUUUAAGUAUAAAUCUCUUUGUAUCUGAGCUUUUUAUAUGUUCAAUGAAAAGAAGAAAGGAGAAUUGUCAUUUUAUUACCCUUACAUUUAAGCAAUAUAAACUAACAAUACAUUAUUAGCUUGGUCUAAUGAUGAUUUAAAGAACAUUGAAGAUCCUAUUAUAUUAGAAGAAUUCUAAUUAAUCAAAUAAGAUUUCUUAGGAUUAUGGAGCAAAGCAAAAUUAAUCUUUGAUAAUGCUUAAGAUGUAUUUGGAGCUCCAAGAAUAACAGAUAAAAGUGAUUUUUACUGGGCAAUAGAAUGUGUUACAAGUAGAUGUUUUGGAUGGGCACUUAAAUCAACUUGUCUCAUUCCUAUAGCUGAUUUUCUUAACCAUUCAAAUCAAGCAUGUACACAUUAUAUGGUUCAUUAAGGAUUGGAAAAGGGAAAUGAUCUUAAAUCAGUAGUAUUUCAAUAACAAUACAUUAUAAAAAGAAAUUAAAUUAAUCUUAGUAUUUUAGGUAUUGAAGAUAGUAGAGAAUAAUAGAAAUGGGAAGAUUAGAAAAAUAAAUUUGUUAUAUAGAAUAAACAAUAUAUAAAAGAUUUGAGUAUAAUAUAAGAUUUGGAUAGAGUAUCAAUACAGGAAAAAAGAAAUAUAAUAAAUAUGAUUCAUUAAGAAUAGAUACUCUAAGAUAGUUAAAUGAAUAUAUGGGAUUUGAUUUCAAUUAAUUCAUCUGAUAGUGAGGAUAAUGAUUCUGAUGAAGAAGUUAAAAUGGCAAAGUAAUAACAAUUUGAGAUUUUAAAGAUUAAAGAAUUGGCAGAAUGGAAGAUUAGGGAAGAAUAAAAAAGAAUUGAGAAAUAAUUUUAAUAAAUAAAUUUGAAAAAUCAACCUAUUAUUACUGUCACUUUGAAUCCAGGUAUUUUAUAUAUAAACAAAGUUAGAAAAGAAAAAUAAAGUAAUAAUUAGAGGAUUACCAUAAUAUCAAAUUGAAGCUAUAAAAGUAAAAUAAUAAAUGAUAAAUGGGAGAUUAAGAAAGUAAUAAGAUGAAUCAACAUAAUCUAAAGAUAAUGAAAAAGAGAUAAGGGAAGAAUAAUAAUGGGAUUGGUUAGAUGAAUAUGAUAAAGAAGCAUACUUUUGUAUUACAACUACUGUACCAAUUAAGAAAUUUGAAUAAGUUACAGUCUCAUAUGGAAAUAGAUCAAAUAGAUUUUUGUUAUGUUGGUAUGGAUUUGCAUUACCAGAUAAUGUUUACAGUUCAUAUAAUUUUAGAGUAAUUAGAUGACUAAUUAAAGUUAUGGUUGAAUACUGAAAUCCUUGAAGAUUAAGAGAAGAGCAUAGAUUAGAUAUUGAAUACUAUAAUUAUUAAAAAGUUAAUACAUGAAGAAGAAUCAAUUAUAGACAAGAUUUAGUAUAAUGGUUAUGAAAUUCCUAUUUCAUCUUUAUCAAAGGAGUUUAGAAUAAAAAAGGAUAAGUUAAAUAUGGAUAUUAUAAGCUUUUUACGAUUAUUAUUAUAGUUAAAAUAUGGAAAUGAAAAAGAUUUGUUAAGUACAAUUCCUGUUUCAAUUGAUUAUGAGAUUUUAGUUAUGCAAUUUUACAAUUCAUUAUUAUAGUACUUAAUGAAUUCUUAUUCUUAAGAUUUGACUUAAGAUCUUAAGGAAUUAGAGUAGACAUUUGAAUAUCCAAAAAGAUUUGCUGUAUGAUCUAUGAUUAUUUAGAUCUAUAUAAAUAAAGAACGAAAAGAAAUAUUAAUAAAACAAAGUAUUAUAGUUACAGAAGCAAUCACAAUAUUAAAAAAAUUCAAAGAUACCUAAAAUUUGAGAGAUAGCUAUAUUUCCAAUCUUACAUCUUAAAGAAUUUCUAUAAUAAAAGGAUUAAAGGAAUAUCUUAAAUUAUUAAAUGAAUUUUUGUGA
Messenger RNA from Paramecium pentaurelia, 2214 nucleotides. Lineage: Eukaryota; Ciliophora; Oligohymenophorea; Peniculida; Parameciidae. The record is from the annotation of a GenBank genome assembly.